AGAGAGAAAGAAUCCAGGCGGGCGCUAGCGGAAAGUGUUCGCCUGCUUUUGUCUCGCCGCACAGUGAGCUGGAAGAUGGAGAUGGAUGUUCAGGGAGUUUCUCCGUGCGCGGAGCCCAUCCCCCCGGCGCCGGGCUCCGCCGCGUGCCCGCACCAGCGCCCGCCGCCGCGCGAUGGGCAGCCCGCCGAGCCGGCGCCCUCGGCGGCCGAGGGCGGCCACGCGGAGCGGCGGCAGAGCAGCGACAAGGAGGACAAGAAGAGAACUACAGCCAACAAGACUUCAGGUGCUCCUUCCUAUAGCAGAUGGUCCAGUUCACAGCCGCAUCAGUCCAGCUCCGCGGUGAGAACGUACCAAAACAGCAAAGCGCGAGUGACCAUGAGCCCUGGCUUUGGUUCCCAGUGGAAUAGCAGCCCGCCGGCCUGGAGCACGUACACCUUUCCCAGAGCGAGCUUGCACUACCAGUCCCACGCCAGCUACACCUACUGCGCUGGACACCCUGCUCAGUCCUAUGCACCAGCUCCUCACCCCAUGGCUCCUCCCAGCCCCAGCACAAACAGCAGCAACAACAGCAGCAACAACAGCAGCGGCGAGCAGUUGAGUAAAACCAACCUGUACAUUCGAGGCCUUCCACCCGGCACCACCGACCAGGACCUUAUCAAGCUGUGCCAGCCGUAUGGGAAAAUCGUAUCCACAAAGGCAAUCCUUGACAAGAACACAAAUCAGUGCAAAGGUUACGGUUUUGUAGAUUUUGACAGUCCGGCAGCAGCACAGAAAGCAGUAGCAUCUCUCAAAGCAAAUGGCGUGCAGGCCCAGAUGGCAAAGCAACAAGAGCAGGAUCCCACAAAUCUAUACAUCUCAAAUUUACCCGUUUCCAUGGAUGAACAGGAACUGGAGAAUAUGCUGAAACCUUUUGGACAUGUCAUUUCCACCAGAAUAUUAAGAGAUGCUAAUGGAGUCAGCAGAGGAGUCGGCUUUGCCAGAAUGGAGUCUACAGAAAAAUGUGAAGUAGUAAUUCAACAUUUUAAUGGAAAAUAUCUGAAAACUCCACCUGGUCUACCAGGCUUAUGUUUAUGUAACCUCUGGUUAUUAAAUUGUCAUAAAACCCCCACUGAGCCUUUGCUGUGCAAAUUUGCUGACGGAGGGCAAAAGAAGCGUCAGAAUCAAAGCAAAUACACGCAGAAUGGAAGGCCGUGGCCCAGAGAAGGAGAGGCUGGCAUGGCUUUGACUUAUGAUCCAACAGCUGCUAUACAGAAUGGAUUUUAUUCCUCCCCGUACAGUAUUGCAACAAACCGCAUGAUCCCACAGACAUCAAUCACGCCAUUCAUCGCUGCUUCCCCUGUCUCCACAUAUCAGGUCCAGAGUACUUCAUGGAUGCCUCAUCCGCCAUAUGUUAUGCAACCAACAGGUGCUGUGAUAACACCAACAAUGGACCACACUAUGUCAAUGCAGCCAGCAAGCAUGAUGGGCCCUCUCACCCAACAGAUGAACCACCUUUCCUUGGGCACAACAGGAACGUACAUGACUGCUGCUGCACCUAUGCAAGGGACCUACAUUCCCCAGUACACUCCUGUGCCUCCAACAGCUGUCCCUAUUGAAGGUGUCGUUGCUGAUACUUCUCCACAGACAGUAGCAUCUUCAUCACAGGAAGCCAGUGGUCAACAGCAACAGAUGACCGUGGAAACAUCCAGUGAACAUGCGCCUGCAUAUUCCUACCAACAGUCUAAGUAA
Messenger RNA from Nothoprocta perdicaria, 1728 nucleotides. RefSeq names its product RNA binding motif single stranded interacting protein 3 (gene RBMS3). Lineage: Eukaryota; Metazoa; Chordata; Aves; Tinamiformes; Tinamidae. Gene Ontology annotation, cellular component: nucleus; ribonucleoprotein complex; cytosol. The annotation marks the transcript as partial. Gene Ontology annotation, molecular function: poly(U) RNA binding; mRNA 3'-UTR binding; poly(A) binding. The record is from RefSeq and is a predicted model, not a curated record. The transcript is spliced from 17 exons.